AUGGCCGGCGGCGGAGCAUCCGGCCAGCGGCUGACCGGGGCUCCGCCCCCUCACGCCCAACCGCGCGCUCGUCCAAUCAGGGGGCGCCGCCGCGCCUUCCGGGGCGCAUGCGCGAGCGCGGCGGCGGCGGCGGCGGCGCGGAAGAUGGCGGCGGGCUGCUGCGGCUGCUGCGGCGAGCGGGGCAGCCGCACCCCGGAGGAGCUGACCAUUCUGGGUGAAAUUGAGGAGGAGGAGGAGGAGAUUCUUCCACGCAAGGACUAUGAGAGUUUGGACUACGACCGCUGCAUCAACGAGCCCUACUUGGAAGUCCUGGAAGGUCUUGACAACAAGAAAAGCCAGCGGUACGAAGCGGUGAAGUGGGUGAUGGUUUUCGCCAUCGGCGUGUGCACGGGGUUGGUGGGCCUCUUUGUGGAUUUCUUCGUGCGGCUCUUUUCCAGGCUCAAGUUCCACAUCGUGCAGAGCUCCGUGGAGGAGUGCAGCGAGAAGGGCUGCCUGGCAGUGUCCCUGCUGGAGCUGCUGGGCUUCAACCUAGUCUUCAUCUUCUUUGCCAGCCUGCUUGUCUUGAUCCAGCCUGUGGCCGCUGGCUCCGGGAUUCCGGAGAUCAAAUGCUACCUGAACGGGGUCAAGGUCCCGGGGAUCGUUCGGCUCCGGACCCUGGUGUGCAAGGCAGUGGGCGUGCUUUUCAGUGUUGCAGGAGGUCUCUUUGUCGGGAAGGAGGGACCCAUGAUCCACAGCGGGGCUGUUGUCGGUGCCGGCUUACCCCAGUUCCAGAGCAUCUCUUUAAAGAAGAUCAGAUUUAACUUUCCUUAUUUCCGAAGUGACAGGGACAAGCGGGACUUCGUUUCUGCAGGAGCCGCUGCAGGGGUGGCCGCAGCCUUUGGGGCCCCCAUCGGGGGGACCCUGUUCAGCCUGGAGGAGGGCUCCUCCUUCUGGAACCAGGGCCUGACGUGGAAAGUGCUCUUCUGUUCAAUGGCCGCCACCUUCACGCUGAAUUUCUUCCGCUCCGGAAUUCAGUUUGGAAGCUGGGGGUCUUUCCAGCUCCCGGGACUGCUCAACUUCGGAGAGUUCAAGUGCCCCGAAUCCGAUAAGAAGUGCCACCUGUGGACGGUUGUGGACCUGGGCUUCUUCAUCCUCAUGGGAGUCGUCGGCGGCCUUCUGGGGGCCACCUUCAACUGCACCAACAAGAGGCUGGCGAAGUAUCGCAUGCGGAACGUGCACCCCAAGCCCAAACUGGUCAGGAUCUUGGAGAGCUUGCUGGUGUGCCUCACCACCACGCUCGUGGUCUUCGUGGCCUCCAUGGUCCUCGGGGAGUGCCGGCCGCUGUCGUCCUCUAGCCACGGAGACAACAGUUCUCUGGACCUGCAGGGCUCUUCCUCCGACGAAGUGAAUUCGAGCAUCCAGACGUUCUUCUGUCCCAACAGCACGUACAACGACAUGGCCACGCUCUUCUUUAACCCGCAAGAGGCGGCCAUCCUGCAGCUCUUUCACCAGGAGGGUACCUUCAGCCCUGUCACGCUCUCCCUGUUUUUCCUUCUCUAUUUCUUGCUCUCCUGCUGGACAUACGGGAUUUCCGUGCCCAGUGGCCUCUUUGUCCCGUCGCUGCUUUGCGGGGCCGCCUUCGGGCGCCUGGUGGCCAACCUCCUCAAAAGCUACAUCGGCCUGGACCACAUCUACUCGGGCACCUUCGCGCUGAUCGGCGCCGCCGCUUUCCUCGGCGGCGUGGUCCGCAUGACGAUCAGCCUCACCGUGAUCCUGAUCGAGUCCACGAACGAGAUCACCUACGGGCUCCCCAUCAUGAUCACGCUCAUGGUGGCCAAGUGGACCGGAGACUUCUUCAACCAGGGGAUCUAUGACAUCUACGUGAACCUGCGGGGAGUGCCGCUCCUGGAAUGGGAGACCAAGGCGGAGAUGGACAAGCUGAGAGCCAGCGAUAUCAUGGAGCCCAACCUGAUGUACGUCUAUCCCCACACCCGGAUCCAGUCCCUGGUGAGCAUUCUGCGCACGACGGCGCAUCACGCCUUCCCGGUGGUGACCGAGAACCGGGCCUACGAGAAGGAGUUCAUGAAGUGGGACCAGCUGAUCAGCAACAACAUCAAGUUCAAGAAGUCCAGCAUCCUCACCCGAGCCGGCGAGCAGCGCAAGCGCAGCCAGUCCAUGAAGUCGUACCCCUCCAGCGAGCUGCGCAACGUGUGUGACGAGCACAUCGUGACAGAGGAGCCGCCGGAGACGGAGGACAUGCUGCAGCAGAUGCUGGAGCGGAGGUACACCCCCUACCCAAACCUUUACCCAGACCAGUCGCCCAGCGAAGAAUGGACCAUGGAGGAACGCUUCCGCCCCCUCACCUUUCACGGCCUGAUCCUGCGGUCGCAGUUGGUCAACUUGCUGGUGCGAGGCGUCUGCUACUCGGAGAACCAGUCGAGCGCCAACCAGCCGCGCCUCUCCUACGCCGAGAUGGCCGAAGAUUAUCCUCGCUACCCCGACAUCCAUGACUUGGACCUCACUCUACUGAACCCCAGGAUGAUAGUCGAUGUGACUCCCUACAUGAACCCGUCUCCUUUCACCGUCUCGCCCAACACCCACGUCUCCCAAGUCUUCAACCUCUUCCGGACGAUGGGGCUCCGGCAUUUGCCCGUCGUGAAUGCCGUUGGAGAGAUUGUCGGCAUCAUCACUCGGCACAACCUGACCCACGAGUUCCUGCAGGCCCGGCUGCGGCAGCACUACCAGACCCUCUGACCGCCCCGCCGCCUCUCCCCGCCUCAAGCCACCCCUUCCCAUCCCGCUUCGGCCCCGGGGCCAGCUCUGUGCACUUUACGACACCCACAGAACCCGGACCGGCAGCGUCCUCGCGGGGGCCCCUGCAGCCCUCUUGUGCGGCCGGCGGAGGAGGAGUGGCGCCCUCCACGCUCGCUGGCCCGCCACCGGCUUCCACGGUCACGGUUUGAUCCUCUCCCCGCAGGCUCCGGAUUACCGUCUCCACAUUCGCUGCCCUCCUCCGCCGGCACAUUCGUGAGGAAUCAUGCCUCUGGCGUAUUCCAGAAGGCGGGGCGCUGCCUCGCUCUUCUUCCUCCUUCCCACAUCUCUUGCCUUAGCAGAAACCAGUCUCAGGGGCUGGGAAACCCGAAGCGCCAUUUCCCCUCAUUCCGAUCUUGGCGGGGCAUCCCUGCCGUUUGCAUUUCCUGUGGCCGCUCAGGCCGAGAACGAAGUGCCCCGUUUUCAUUCCAUGGGAACUUGAGGAAAAUCCCUUUACUUUGCAGGUCCACUUUUUUCCCUCCCACAUUCCAUAACGGAACACUUUUGUAUAAGGGGUUGGGAAGGCCGGAAUCCUGGCUGGCGACAGUUCUCUGCAGGAGAGAAUUUCCAGUCCCCCGCGACCUUCCUUGGUUGUCAAGGGCAAAACGACGAGUUGCAUGUGAAGAAACAUGAACAAUCACUGAAAAAUUGUGGGUGCGUGUGUGUGUGAGAGAGAGAGAGAGAAAGGGAGGUGCCGCAAGAAAACUUAGUUUUCGUCAGCAUAGGAUGAAUAGCUUUCGAGAAAGCUGCCUCGUGUGGAAUUGGGGGUAGUUCUCAUCUGCAUUGGUGUACAGCUAUGUUGAAUCAAGCCGCUCUGGGGUUCUGAAGGACUCCCAGAGGCGGGUGGGAAUCUGGUGAUGGUCAGGCGUGUUGCGAAAAGCUUGAUGUUGCUCUGGGGGUUCGGCCUUGGGGACACAUCGCUCGUCCGGAGGUUCCCCGAUUCGGUGCCUGUCCAGGCCAGCCCGGCGCUUGCGGCUGGCCGGUGAUCGAUCCGUGCGAUGCCUUCGGGUCGCGUGCAGAGGAGAUGCCGAUGGCUUUGUUGUGCGUGGGCACGUCCAGCUGCCCCCAAGCAGCCGCGAGGCCUGGCCGGGACCCAGAGCGGACCCCCGACCUUCCAGUGCCUUCGCAGCAGGUCGGGUCGCCUCUCUCCAAAUCCCCCCACGGUGCGCCUGCUUCCUCUUGUGCCCCUUUCUGGCAUUUUCGGUUGGCUCUGGCCGUCCCCUCGCUCGACAGGACAGAGCGUUGUGUCCAGCUGAUCCUGGGGGGUCCCGGGGAGAAGCUCCCGCCAGCCCUUUCCCUCCGUGCGUGUGCCAUGCUUCGGUGGGAAGGAGGGAAGGGGCUGCCGUCGGCGCGGCCUUGUUCCUUCCUGUGCGCGUGUCCCUGUCCUUGUGUAACCCCUCUGAGUCCCUCUGCCUUGAAAGGGCACGUGUGGCUGCUCCACCGCCCCCCCGCCCCCCCGUGCCCAAGCCCUGACCUCCAGUUUUCAUCGAAAGCCGUUAACUAACCAGUCUUGCCAGAGGGGAAAACUGCUUUGCGGUUGCAGCGGUCACCCAGGCAGGACCGGACUUGUCCUGGGCCGGGAGGAGGGGGCGGGUCGCAGAGCCUUCUGCAGCUGGAAGAGUUCCCGUAACACCCCCCAGCGCGCCCCCCCCAGGCCCAAGCCGGCCGCGGCUGGUCGAGUGUUUUCAGCAAGACCCAUCCCGGCAGAGAUCCAGCGGGCUCCUGCCGCCGUGGGUUUUGGCCUCCGCAGGAAGCUCGGCCGGGGGACGCCGGGGACGCGCCUCGGCAGGGCAGGAGUGCAACACCGAUGGGCGUGAUAAAGCACAGCCCGGCUCUCGCACCCCGUCCGCCGGAGAGCGCAUUCCAGGAAAGUCUCCCUGCACCCGCGUCGGCCCGCCUUAGACCCGGGGUGGGUGAGGAGCUGAGUCCCCCCAUGUAAGCCCCCUGCCCACCCGCCUGCCUGCCCCGGUUUUUCCUCCUCUCAGUCACCCCAUGAAGCCGCGUGACCCUUCAGCGCUGGCUCUUGCACAGCCCAGCCACAAUUCAGACGUUUGCGUCUGCCUCUCUUCGUAGUCCUGAAGUUCCCAAAUGAGCAGCCCCUGGAUCUCUCUCACAGCCCGCCCAGUGUGAGCACCAGAAUCCCCUCGGGGCACAGCUGUGGCAGCUUGGUCCCGAUAUUCCAGGUGAGGCCACAUCGUCCUUCCCAGCCGGAAAUCCAAGGCCACAUGGAGGAAGAGAUGCAGCCUUUAAUAUCCUGGUUGCCGACUUUUCCCCAUGGAAUUUUUCUCUCUGGAUUCAUUGGCAGGACCUCUCAUUUCAUUUGUCUGUCUUGCCUCCUUGUCUCGGGUGUUUUGGGGUGCCAUUCUUGUCACCCCUGAUGUCUAGACAUGCUGGCCGGGGAUGAAGGGAGUUGUAAUCCCACACAUCCAAGGAGGACCUGGUGCCGCCGCUGCCGAAAUAGCUGGCACGCAAAAUAAGGGAUUUGAAAGCAUCCAGGCCUCGUGGCUUGUGCUCCAUCGAGAGAUGCUCCCUUUGUCCCUCUUCCUGUGUGGAUACGGGGAAUGUGGCAAGCAUGUGCAAAUGCCAUGCAAGCAGGCUAGUCCUCAUGACUGUUGCUAGGCUGUGCCCUGCCAUGAUUGGCUCUCUCUCGCUCUCUCUCUUGCGGAGCCUGUUGGAUAUUGAAAAAUCAGAGUUGCAAGCGUCCUCUGCCCCCCAGGCUACCCAGGGGAAGGGAGGGGAAACAGCCCCACUGCAAGCCGUGCCAGACUGGGUUGGAAGCCGAGGAGGCUGCAGGUUUCCCAGGGUCGCGUCUGCGGCAUGGAUUUCUGCAGAGCCGAUGGAGCUCACUAUAGGAAAAAGGGGGGAGACCGCUCCCCAUGGGUUUGCACCCCGUACCCGCAGGGGUCAGGCAGAACAUCGCUCCAGAGGGUUGCGUGCGUCGCUCUGGGCAGAGCCUCGUCUUGUGGCAUCGUGUGUUCGGGGGGGGGGGGGGGGGCGGCAGGGGGCGCCGCGCCGCUGGUUUCGACGUGAGCCAGGAAUGUGUUUGCAAAGUCUUCACUGCCUCGGAUGGGGGGGGGGCAGGGGGGCGGGUAAGUUUCCUUUUCUGUUUUUAAAGAAAGUCGGUCUCUCCCUCUCUUUCCUCCCUCCCUCCACGACGCAGCCGCUGCUUUGCUUUCUCUACCCUUCUGCGGCCACUGUGAAAAAAGGAAGACGGGAGAAUGGGGAGGGACCGGCUGACGGCCUGGAACCCCCUCGCGGCCCGGCUGGUUCUGGCUGUGGCAGGACCGCCGCGGCCUCGCUCGGCCGUGGCCGCUGCCCCCGUCCAGCAUGCUCGGGCCAGAGCUGUCCGUCCUCCCCCCCGCCUCGAUCGGCCUCCGGGGCGCUUCCUCGCCCCCGCCACCCGUGGGCUCCGCUACCUGUGGAAAAGCCGCGGGCCCCGGGGCCCGUUCCUCGGAUCAGGGAUCAGGCGCGGCCUUCGCCCCCAGGCGGGGCACAGACUAGUGUGCUCUCAGCUGGGCAAGAGGCGGGACGGGGGGAGCGCGUGGAGGUUUCCUCCCCCGGCAGAAGAGGUGGGCAGCCCAGCGGGGACUGGGGAAAUGCAGGGCAUUUUAGAAUAGGGGGUCUCCCGGCCAAGCCCCGAAAGCCUUUUCUUCUGGGCUGUCACAGCUCUGCCCACCCGGCUGCAGGGCGGGCUGGGCUGGGCUGGGCUGGGCUGGGGAACCAAAGCCCUCUCUCGUGUUGCUGGGCUCCGUGCCAGCCAGGCUGAUGGGAACUGUGGUCCAGCAGCAGCAGGAGCGGAUGGCGUCCCACCCACAGUUCCCGCAGCUGAUGGGGGCUGUGGACCAGCUUCUGGUCCCUGCCGCAGAGCCGGGGUGGCCAGGAGGCAGUUGUCCACACCGUUUGGCCUUCGGCUCCCAGCCUGGCUCCCUGCCACCCGUGUGUGUGUGAGUGUGAGAGUGAGCGAGCGAGCGAGCAUGAGAAUACCGCACGGCUUCAGCUUGCCGAGCGUAAAACAGGUUUCCUGGGACUGCAGUGACACCGUGCUCUCGCGCUGCAAGCAGGAAGCGUCUCGUUUCCCUCUCUCUCAAAGGCCAAGAGCUGUUCUCGCUCGGGUGCCACUUGGAUCAGCCUUUUGCCGUUCCUCCUCGCCUUGAAGCGCCUCCUUUGCUCGGGCCCCACGGCUCAUCCCGGCCUGCCCCGGCGAGCAAAAGGCCACCCAGAGCCCCCGAUGCUGCCCCGAGCAUCUCUCCCCGCCCUUGGGGACACGGGCGCCUCGCCUCCCCGUGGGCAGACGGCUCUGCCUUCUCAUCAGUAUUAAUUCCAACCCGGGGGAACGCAGGAGGCUCUUUGCGUCCUGCCAGCCCUCCGCUCUCUCAGUAUGAAUGUGUGACGCUGCCCUACAGCACAGGGACGGCGCUUCUGUGGCUUUCCAAAUGGUGUUGUGCGGCAGCUCCCACUCUCCGAGCCUCGGUCACACUGACAGGACAAUGGGACCUGUAGUCCACCAUCGGCAGUUCUCCCAGCUGUGACCCUAACCCCCCCUCCACAAGACGGAUCAUUCCAGGGGUAACCACUCCAACUUUUCUGAAUUUCCGGCACUGUCCGAAACCCUCUCCGGCAGAAGAACGUCUGCUGCUCCCCGGUGGGCGGCUGGCUUAGGAAAGCCGGGCGGCGCACCCUUCCUCCUGCCUAGAGAGGCGUGGAGUCGCGCCUUAAUCUCUUCUUUUUGUCUGGACUUCAGUUUGCACUUUUCGUUGUUGCCAGAUCAUGGGAACUAAUUCUGCAGUGUAUAUAAUUUUAUUUUUUAAAAAAUCCA
Molecule: messenger RNA, 7606 nt
Organism: Varanus komodoensis (Komodo dragon)
Lineage: Eukaryota; Metazoa; Chordata; Lepidosauria; Squamata; Varanidae
Gene: CLCN6
Product: chloride voltage-gated channel 6
Exons: 23
Coding region: 1-2733 (910 amino acids)
Biological process (GO): transmembrane transport; chloride transport
Cellular component (GO): lysosomal membrane; intracellular membrane-bounded organelle
Molecular function (GO): voltage-gated chloride channel activity
Source: RefSeq, a predicted model, not a curated record